UCCUGCUUCUCCUUGUGUUGGACGUCUGCUGGUACUCCUCCAUCUGCUUGGGAGUUGAAUCAUCCAUCUUUAGGUUCCAAUUACUCCUACAGAAUAAUGAUGAUGACGAUGAUGAUGAUGGUGAUACUGAUGAUAAUGGUGAUGACUCAACUAAUGACUCUCACUCUCACUGAUGCAGGUGAGGGAAAACGACUCAACACCACCAGCAAGAAACUUCAACAUCUGCAGGUGAAGAACACGAACCCUCCCCCAGGUGGUGUGGGAGAGUGCCACCUAUCGCCCCAGCUGGUAGCCGAGAUCCAGGGCUACCAGGAGACCGUUGACCACAUCAUAGACUAUGUAGUUCACGGAGGCUACAAAGGUCAGGCCUAUCACCUGCUGGCUGAGUUGGUCGACACCUUUGGACAUAGGCUGAGUGGGUCCAAACAGCUCGAAGAUGCCAUUGACUGGAUGCUUGAGGUGGCACGGAGUGAAGGAUUGGACAAUGCUUACACCGAGGACGUAACAGUGCCAGUCUGGGUCAGAAACAACGAGUCUCUGUGGAUGACCCGACCUCGCCUACAGGAGCUGAACAUGUUGGCACUGGGCAGGUCGGUGGGAACUCCUCCUGGGGGCAUCAGAGCUGAGGUCCUGGUCGUGAGGGACUUCAAGGAUCUAGAAAGACAAGCCAAGAAGGCAGCGGGGAAGAUAGUCGUCUACAACUCCAGGUGGAGGAACUAUCACGAGGCGGUACAAUACAGGAUGUCUGGUGCUGUCAGGGCGGCUAAGGUAGGAGCUGUGGCCACCCUUGUAAGCUCCCUUACGCCCUUCUCCCUCAACACCCCCCACACCGGCUACCAGACCUACGGCAAGUCACUGGUCAAGAUCCCAGCCGCCUAUAUCACUGUUGAAGACGCCGCCAUGUUGGAGAGGAUGCAGAGGAGAGGUCAGAAGGUGGAGGUGGUGCUGACGAUGGGUGCUCAGAACAGCCCAGCCACCACCUCGAGGAACACCGUGACGGAGGUGAAGGGCAGGGAGUGGCCGCGUCAGGUAGUGGUGGUGUCUGGUCAUCUCGACUCCUGGGACGUGGGUCAGGGCGCCCUUGAUGAUGGUGGUGGGUCGGUCAUCUCGUGGUGUUCUGGGGUGGUGCUCAAGAGGUUGGGUCUUAGGCCACGUCGCACGCUCAGAGCUGUCUUGUUUACAGGCGAGGAGCAGCACUUUCUUGGUGGUCAGGCUUACUUCGACAGACACCAGGACGAACGUGAGAAAUAUCAACUAAUCCUUGAGUCUGACACUGGCACCUUCACCCCCCGCGGCCUGGCAUUCACUGGCACUCAGAAGGCUACCUGUAUUAUGCGAGAGAUUCUUCACCUGCUGCAACCCAUUAAUGCAACACAGGUGUGUUGUUGUCUCACCCAGGUCCUGGCGCCCAUGUACGGGGGACCUGAUAUUACCAUGUGGGAGAAAGUGGGCGUUCCUACAGGUUCACUACACAGCCCAGACGAGAGAUAUUUCUGGUACCAUCACUCGCACGGAGACACCCUCAGCGUGAUCGAAUCGGGGCUCCUCGAUCUCUGCCUCGCCGUGUGGACUGUUAUCGCUUAUGUCACCGCCGAUAUCACCCACAACCUCCCACACCUAUCCCUAUGAGGUGUCAAGAUGGCGCUGAAAAUGUACAGUGACUCUACCCUAAAAGUAAGAACGUGAUGUAAUUGGUCCAUUGAAGUUCCCAAUCCGAGGUAAUAUGGAAAAUGGCGUCCGAUUUUAACUGAGACUCUAUAGUUAUAUGAUUUGCUAACGGUAAAAUGAAUCGUCGAAACUUUGAUACAAUGAAGCCUCGAACCUUUGAUACAAUGAAGCCUCGAACCCUUGAGAUUAUGAACCCUGUUAACGUUUUAUUAUUAUUAUUAUUAUUAUUGUUAUUGUUAUUGUUAUUGUUAUUAUUAUUGUUGUUGUUGUUUCAUAUUUGUUCAAGGGAAAUAAAAUAUUCAAUAGAAUAAAAUACUAAUUAUUUUUGUAUUUUUUAAGUAUAUAUAACCCCUUGAGUGUGAUGACUUAACCCC
Molecule: messenger RNA, 2042 nt
Organism: Homarus americanus (American lobster)
Lineage: Eukaryota; Metazoa; Arthropoda; Malacostraca; Decapoda; Nephropidae
Product: carboxypeptidase Q-like
Exons: 12
Coding region: 97-1629 (510 amino acids)
Biological process (GO): proteolysis; peptide catabolic process
Molecular function (GO): metallodipeptidase activity
Source: RefSeq, a predicted model, not a curated record